This is a messenger RNA of Fukomys damarensis (Damara mole-rat), 3465 nucleotides long. RefSeq names its product ral guanine nucleotide dissociation stimulator (gene Ralgds). Gene Ontology annotation, molecular function: guanyl-nucleotide exchange factor activity. NCBI's taxonomy places the organism in Eukaryota, Metazoa, Chordata, Mammalia, Rodentia, Bathyergidae. Gene Ontology annotation, biological process: Ras protein signal transduction; positive regulation of GTPase activity. Gene Ontology annotation, cellular component: plasma membrane. The record is from RefSeq and is a predicted model, not a curated record. The transcript has 24 exons. The coding region runs from base 1 to 3465 and encodes 1154 amino acids.
AUGGCCCGGGAAGCUGGCCAGGGCCUUGCCAGGCCCAUCAUGCCCAGGGGGAGGAAGAGCUCGGUAUUCCUCGCCUUCGUCUCGGUGCUGACUGCCAGGCGGUGGGCCAGUACCCGCCACACCGCUAUCCAGACCCGGACACCCUGGCCGGCACCCCUGCCGCCAGCAGCCAUGGAGGCGGUGGGCCAGUACCCGCCACACCGCUAUCCAGACCCGGACACCCUGGCCGGCACCCCUGCCGCCAGCAGCCAUGGAGGGUUCUGUGUGGACCAGUACGAGAGACGGCCCGACCAGCAGUCCACAGUGCCUGGCACAGUGGCAGAGCUGGACAGGUGGCAGCAGCCACAGCCUGGCUCUCACAGCCGACUUCGGGCCGUGGUGCAGGCCUUCUGCCAGGGCACAUCAGAAACUUCCACUCUGAUGCAGUCGGGAGGCGCUGGCCCAGCCCCCUGCCACUUGCUGUGUGACCCGAGGAAGUCCUUCCUGUCUCUGGCCCUCCUCCACGUCUGCGUCACGAGGGCCGGACCCUGCUUUGAGGUUGUGACCGUGCCCCACCCCUCGGGGGCGUCCACAGUGCAGCUGGAGGCCUCAGGGAUCCGGAGCCCUGGCUGUCGCUGCCACUCGAAACUCAAGCUAGAGCCAGGAGCUGGACCACGGUGGAGGGGAGGGAGCGAGAGGGUGCCGCCCCAACCCGUGCUGGCUCCUCCACCAUACGGGGGAUCUGGGCUUGGCCUGCAGCCCCCUCCGUCCAUCAGCAGGGGACAUAGCAUCCUGCUGCCUGUCACCCUGAGAGCACUGAUCAGGCAGCCCAGGGCGAUUGGCUGUUCUUCUCUGUCCCUGAAAGGAGCGGCGGAGCCUUCUGCCCAGGACCGCAGCAGCUCUGUGGUCUGGGGUGACCGGAAUCAGGAUGCCAGCCUGUUCCAUCAAGCUGAGGGAACCAGAGAGGAUUGUCCCCGCCUGGCACUGUCUCGGCAGAGUUCCACGCAGGAGAUCGGCGAGGAGCUGAUCAACGGGGUCAUCUACUCCAUCUCCCUGCGCAAGGUGCAGCUGCAGCACGGAGCCAGCAAGGGCCAGCGCUGGCUCGGGUGCGAGAACGAGUCUGCCCCGAGCCUCUACGAGACCUGUAAGGUGCGGACUGUGAAGGCAGGCACGCUGGAGAAGCUGGUGGAGCACCUGGUACCCGCCUUCCAGGGCAGCGACCUUUCCUACGUCACUGUCUUCCUGUGCACCUACAGAGCCUUCACCACCACCCAGCAGGUGCUGGACCUGCUCUUCAAAAGAUAUGGCUGCAUCCUCCCCUACUCCAGCGAGGACGGCGGGCCACAGGACCAACUCAAAAAUGCCAUCUCCUCCAUCCUGGGCACCUGGCUGGACCAGUACUCGGAGGAUUUCUACCAACCUCCAGACUUCCCCUGCCUCAAGCAGCUGGUGGCUUACGUGCAGCUCAACAUGCCCGGCUCGGACCUGGAGCGCCGCGCGCACCUUCUCCUGGCGCAGCUGGAGGACAUGGAUCCCAGCGAGGCUGAGCCUGAGGCUCUGUCACCAGCCCCAGUGCUAGCCCUGCAGCCAGCCGUGGAGCUGGAGCCAGCUCCAGUCCCAGUUCUGACAUCCACCCCAAUAGCAGCGCCAGCGUCGGGCCCACAGCUGGAGCCGGUAUUGACUUCAGAGCUCGACCUGGCUCCCGCACCUGCUCUGGAGCCGGAGCCCACGCCGGAGCCGACUGCAGUGCCUGCCAGGGAGCCGAAGCCCACUCUGUCACAGACUCCAGAGCUGGAGCCGGCCCCGGGCCCCGGGCUGCCCGUCGAGCCGCCCUGGCCUCCACCUGUGGCCUUGGAGAACGGACUUGGCCGGGAGCAGCCUCACGUCCUGACGUUCCCCCCGGACCUCGUGGCGGAGCAGUUCACGCUCAUGGACUCGGAGCUGUUCAAGAAGGUGGUGCCCUACCACUGCCUGGGCUCCAUCUGGUCCCAGCGGGACAAGAAGGGCAAGGAGCACCUGGCACCCACCAUCCGCGCCACCGUCGCCCAGUUCAACAACGUGGCCAACUGUGUCAUCACCACCUGCCUGGGGGACCGAAGCAUGAAGGCCCCAGACAGGGCCCGGGUGGUGGAGCACUGGAUCGAGGUGGCCAGGGAGUGCCGCGUCCUGAAGAACUUCUCCUCCCUGUACGCCAUCCUCUCUGCCCUGCAGAGCAACGCCAUCCACCGCCUAAAGAGGACGUGGGAAGAUGUCUCCAGGGACAGCGUCCGGAUAUUCCAAAAGCUGUCUGAGAUUUUCUCUGAUGAGAACAAUUACUCACUGAGCAGAGAGCUGCUCAUCAAGGAGGGUACCUCCAAGUUUGCCACCCUGGAGAUGAAUCCCAGGAGAGCUCAAAGGCGGCCAAAGGAGGCAGGUGUCAUCCAGGGAACCGUCCCCUACCUGGGCACCUUCCUCACUGACCUGGUCAUGCUGGACACCGCCAUGAAAGACUAUCUGUAUGGGAGGCUGAUCAACUUUGAGAAGAGGAGAAAGGAAUUCGAGGUGAUCGCCCAGAUCAAGCUGCUGCAGUCGGCCUGCAACAACUACAGCAUUGCACCCGAGGAGCCCUUUGGGGCCUGGUUCCGGGCGCUGGAGCGGCUCAGCGAGGCCGAGAGCUACAGCCUGUCAUGUGAGCUGGAGCCCCCGUCCGAGUCUGCCAGCAACACCCUCAAGUCCAAGAAGAGCACGGCCAUUGUGAAGCGCUGGAGCGACCGCCAGGCUCCCAGCACCGAGCUCAGUGCCAGCGGCAGCUCCCACUCCAAGUCCUGUGACCAGCUCAGGUGCGGCCCCUACCUCAGCAGCGGGGAUGUCGCCGACGCGCUCAGCGUGCACUCGGCCGGCUCCUCCAGCUCCGACGUGGAGGAGAUCAACCUGAGCUUUGUCCCCGAGUCCCCGGAUGGCCAGGAAAAGAAGUUCUGGGAGUCCGCCUCCCAGUCCUCCCCAGAGACGUCCGGCAUCAGCUCGGCCUCCAGCAGCACGUCCUCCUCCUCGGCCUCCACCACGCCUGUGGCCGCCACGCGCACCCACAAGCGCUCCGUCUCAGGGGUCCGCAGCUACAGCUCCUCACUGCCGCUCUACAACCAGCAGGUGGGCGACUGCUGCAUCAUCCGCGUCAGCCUGGACGUGGACAACGGCAACAUGUACAAGAGCAUCCUGGUGACGAGCCAGGAUAAGGCUCCCACUGUCAUCCGCAAGGCCAUGGACAAACACAACCUGGAUGAGGACGAGCCGGAGGACUAUGAGCUGGUGCAGAUCAUUUCAGACGAUCGCAAGCUGAAGAUCCCUGAAAACGCCAACGUGUUCUACGCCAUGAACUCUACUGCCAACUACGACUUUAUCCUGAAGAAGCGGAUCUUCACCAAGGGCGCCAAGGUCAAGCAUGGGGCCAGCUCAACCCUCCCUCGCAUGAAGCAGAAAGGACUCAAGAUUGCCAAGGGCAUCUUCUAA